Messenger RNA from Condylura cristata (star-nosed mole), 3067 nucleotides. RefSeq names its product dachshund family transcription factor 1 (gene DACH1). The coding region runs from base 266 to 2386 and encodes 706 amino acids. The transcript is spliced from 12 exons. The record is from RefSeq and is a predicted model, not a curated record. Lineage: Eukaryota; Metazoa; Chordata; Mammalia; Eulipotyphla; Talpidae.
CCCCCGGAGAGGACUCGCAUUUCGACUUGCGGGACACUUUUGUGCGUUUCUCUCCAGAGCGCCUCUCGCUCUCGCCCCUCCUGCGCUCGCUCUUUCUUACCCUCACCUCCUUUCCCCCCUUCUCUCCCCUUCUCCCGCUCUCUCCUGGAGUUGUUGUUGUGGCCCCCUAGCUCCUUCUUCCCCCCUUUCCCCCCUUCACCUCCCCGGGGUGAGUGGCAACUUUUCCCCUAGCUUUUCCUCCUCCUGUUUCCCCUUAUAUGUGACCAUGGCAGUGCCGGCGGCUUUGAUCCCUCCGACCCAGCUGGUCCCCCCUCAACCCCCGAUCUCCACGUCUGCUUCCUCCUCUGGCACCACCACCUCCACCUCCUCGGCGACCUCGUCUCCGGCUCCGUCCAUCGGGCCCCCGGCGUCCUCAGGGCCAACUCUGUUCCGACCGGAGCCCAUCGCUUCGGCGGCUGCGGCGGCCACGGUUACCUCCACUGGCAGCGGAGGCGGCGGCGGCAGCGGCGGCAGCGCGGGCAGCGAAGGCGGCGGCGGCAGCAGCAACAGCAACUGCAACCCCAGCCUGGCGACCGGGAACAGCGGCAGCGGCGGCGGCGGCGGCAGCAGCAGCAGCAUUAGCGCUGGCGGCAGCGGCAGCGGCGCCUCCAGCACCCCAAUCAACGCGAGCACCGGCAGUAGCAGCAGCAGCAGCAGCAGUAGCAGCAGCAGCAGCAGUAGCAGCAGCAGUAGCAGCAGCAGCAGCAGCAGCAGCUGCGGCCCCCUCCCCGGGAAACCCGUGUACUCGACCCCGUCCCCAGUGGAAAACACCCCCCAGAAUAAUGAGUGCAAAAUGGUGGAUCUGAGGGGGGCUAAAGUGGCUUCCUUCACGGUGGAGGGCUGCGAGCUGAUCUGCCUGCCCCAGGCUUUCGACCUGUUCCUGAAGCACUUGGUGGGGGGCUUGCACACGGUCUACACCAAGCUGAAGCGGCUGGAGAUCACGCCGGUGGUGUGCAAUGUGGAACAGGUUCGCAUCCUGAGGGGACUGGGCGCCAUCCAGCCCGGAGUGAAUCGCUGCAAACUCAUCUCCAGAAAGGACUUCGAGACCCUCUACAAUGACUGCACCAACGCAAGUUCUAGACCUGGAAGGCCUCCGAAGAGGACUCAAAGUGUCACCUCCCCAGAGAAUUCUCAUAUUAUGCCACAUUCUGUCCCUGGCCUCAUGUCUCCUGGGAUAAUCCCACCAACAGGUCUGACAGCAGCAGCUGCAGCAGCUGCCGCUGCUACCAAUGCAGCUAUCGCUGAAGCAAUGAAGGUGAAAAAAAUCAAAUUAGAAGCGAUGAGCAACUAUCAUGCCAGUAAUAACCAACAUGGAGCAGAUUCUGAAAAUGGGGACAUGAACUCAAGUGUUGGACUGGAACUUCCUUUUAUGAUGAUGCCCCACCCUCUAAUUCCCGUCAGCCUACCUCCAGCAUCUGUCACCAUGGCCAUGAGCCAGAUGAACCAUCUUAGCACCAUUGCAAAUAUGGCAGCAGCAGCACAAGUUCAAAGUCCCCCCUCAAGAGUUGAGACAUCUGUUAUUAAGGAGCGUGUUCCAGACAGCCCUUCACCUGCCCCCUCUCUGGAAGAGGGACGAAGGCCUGGCAGUCACCCCUCAUCACACCGCAGUAGCAGCGUGUCCAGCUCCCCAGCACGGACUGAGAGCUCUUCUGACAGAAUCCCUGUCCAUCAGAAUGGGUUGUCCAUGAACCAGAUGCUGAUGGGCUUGUCACCAAACGUACUCCCUGGACCCAAAGAAGGAGAUUUGGCUGGUCAUGACAUGGGACAUGAGUCAAAAAGGAUGCAUAUUGAAAAAGAUGAGACCCCGCUUUCCACACCAACAGCAAGAGACAGCCUUGACAAACUUUCUCUAGCUGGACAUGGACAACCACUACCUCCAGGUUUUCCAUCUCCUUUUCUGUUUCCUGAUGGAUUGUCUUCCAUAGAGACCCUUCUGACUAACAUACAGGGUCUCUUGAAAGUUGCCAUAGAUAAUGCCAGAGCUCAAGAAAAACAGGUCCAACUGGAAAAAACAGAGCUGAAGAUGGAUUUUUUAAGGGAAAGAGAACUAAGGGAAACACUUGAGAAGCAGUUGGCUAUGGAACAAAAGAAUAGAGCCAUUGUUCAAAAGAGACUAAAGAAAGAGAAAAAGGCAAAGAGAAAAUUGCAGGAAGCCCUUGAAUUUGAGACAAAACGGCGUGAGCAAGCAGAACAAACACUAAAACAGGCAGCGUCAACAGAUAGUCUACGGGUCCUAAAUGACUCUCUGACCCCAGAGAUAGAAGCUGACCGCAGUGGCGGCAGAACAGAUGCUGAAAGGACAAUACAAGAUGGGAGACUGUAUUUGAAAACUACUGUCAUGUACUGAACCUUUCCUGUUGAAGACAUCCACGUUCUCUUAAAGAAUUUUACAGUCAGACAUACAUCAUUGCAAAGUUCAGAGAAAAUAAAGUCCUUUUAAGGGAACUCUCACAAUUUUGUGUAUUAAUGUUCUUUAAAAGUUUAAGUAUUCUACAAAAAAGUUUCCUCCACUGAUUUUCACCUUGGUUCAUGCCAGAGACCUGAGAAUGUUUGUAAAUGUACAAGUAUCAAACUUCUUUCAGAUAAUGACUGCAACUUUGCUGCUGGACACUUACACAGAGUUAAAGACGGGUCUGAGUAAGACCAACUUUGUUUUUUAAUGGAAUGAACCAUUUUCCUCUUGUGAGAAUUCUGUAUUUGAGCACAUCAAGAGACUCUCGUAGCAGUGGUUACCCAAAUUUACAGAAUGCUGUCCUCCCAAACCAGCAAGAAACACCUGGAAAUGAACUUGUAGGGGGCAUAGAGGAUUCCUGAAAACCCAGAAAAUAAAGAGUAAUAUUCUGUUACAUUCACUUUUAAAACUCUCUACUUGUGGGUUUUCUCCUGAAGAUUUUUUUUCACAUACUUUCCAAAAGACCAACAAGUGGGUGUUGACACCCAUCCAGUGAAAUAACAUUUUGCAUAUCUGAAAAGAAGCAUUGACUAUAACCCAAAAGCUUUUUUUUUUCUUAAAAAAAAAAAAAAAAAA